AUGGCAGGCGCAGGAUUGUGGAGUGCAACUUCCCUACCAGCAGAGGAGCAUGUUGUACAUCAUGCUUCUGACCCUACCGGCAUCCCAGCGAUGAUCAUGGCUUAUGAGGGGGAGCCUACGGAUGAUAGUGGUUACACCGAGCAUGACUAUAGUCCAGUUGAGCACCCGUCCAAUCUCGACUAUACACCAUCUGAUCACUCUAGCCCGGAACCCUCCGAGCCUGUUCAUUUACCCGACCACACAUCGGUUGGACUUCAACUUCUCAACUCAGAUUAUGAGACGAAUGAGGAAGAGGAAGAUAUUUCCACCUCAUUGGAGAUCACAUCGCCCCGCCCCAAUCCUUCGCAUCGAUCCUUCAGAGCACACCUUACUGGUACUCAGGUGAAACAAACCCUGAGCAAGACUAUUGUUAUUCCCUCUCGAAAAGGAGCAGCAUCACCACAAAAAACAAAGAAACCAUGUGGGGACUACAUAUAG
Messenger RNA from Lactuca saligna, 477 nucleotides. The record is from the annotation of a GenBank genome assembly. Lineage: Eukaryota; Viridiplantae; Streptophyta; Magnoliopsida; Asterales; Asteraceae.